Messenger RNA from Lolium rigidum, 1323 nucleotides. RefSeq names its product probable N-acetyltransferase HLS1. NCBI's taxonomy places the organism in Eukaryota, Viridiplantae, Streptophyta, Magnoliopsida, Poales, Poaceae. The coding region runs from base 1 to 1323 and encodes 440 amino acids. The transcript has 3 exons. The record is from RefSeq and is a predicted model, not a curated record. Gene Ontology annotation, molecular function: acyltransferase activity, transferring groups other than amino-acyl groups.
AUGGUAGAGAAGGUGGGUGUGGAGAGGAUCGCGAUGCCCGUCACGGUGAGGGAGCUUGACAUGGAGAGGGACCUGCCGGCGGUGGAGGAGCUCGAGCGGCAGUGCCAGGUCGGCAUCUCCGGCGACCAGGGAUCCGCAGCGGCCGACGGCGCGAAGAAGAGCAAGAAGAAGAAGAGGGAGCGCAUGUCGCUGUGCGUCGAGCAGAUCGGCGACCCGCUGGCCCGUGUCCGUCACGCCCCGGAGCAUGUCAUGCUGGUUGCUGAGUGCGGGGAGAAGAUGGUCGGGGUCAUCAAGGCCUGCACCAAGAUGGUGAGCCGAGGAAGCACCAGCAGCAGCAAGAACACCUCGUCGUCGUCGUCGCCGUCGCCGUCGUCGGUCUCGCCUACACAGCAGCAACCGUACGUGAAGGUCGCCUUUCUUCUCGGCCUGAGGGUUUCUCCCUACCACAGGCGUCUGGGCAUCGGGACGACGCUGGUGCGGGCGGCGGAAGAGUGGUCGCGGGCGCACGGGGCUGCGCACGCGACCAUGGCGACGACGGUGUCCAACAAGGCGUCGCUGGCGCUCUUCGCCGGCCGGUUCGGAUACGCGCCGUUCCGCCGGCCGGUGCUCCUGGGGCGCCCCGUACACGCGCGCCGUCUGCCGCUCAAACGCCACCACCGCGUGUUCCAGCUGCAGCCGGCGCUCGCCGCGGCGGCCUACGCGCGCCUGCUCCCGCCGCAGGACACUGAGUUCCUUCCCGCCGACAUGCCGGCGCUCCUCGCCCACAAGCUCACGCUCGGCACCUUCGUCGCCAUCGAGGGCUCCGACCACCACACGGCCACCACCGGCACCGCAGCCACCGACGCGGAGCAGCCGUCGUUCGCCGUGCUCAGCGUGUGGGACUCCACCCGCUCGCUCAGUAUGCGCGUGGGCGGCGCGCCAGCGCUGCUCCGGCACUCCCUCGCCGCGGUCCGUGCGCUGGACCGCGCCGCGCCGUGGAUGCGCGUGCCCUCCGUGCCGGACAUCUUCCGUCCCUUCGGCGCCUACCUCCUCUACGGCGUCCGCAUGUCCGGGCCGGCGGGCCCCGCCCUGCUCCGCACGCUAUGCCGCCACGCCCACAACGUGGCGCGCAAGAACCCCGCCUGCGCCGUCGUGGCCGCAGACCUCGCCCCCGGCGACCCCGCCGCCGCCGCUGUCCCAAGCUGGCGCCACUUCUCCUGCGACGAGGAUGUCUGGUGCAUCAAGAAUCUCAGCGAUGGCAAUGCUGACCCCUCCGACGACGACGACUGGGCGGCGCCUGCGCCUCCGGGUAGUGUGCUGUUCGUGGACCCCCGCGAGUUCUGA